Molecule: messenger RNA, 1264 nt
Organism: Nicotiana attenuata
Lineage: Eukaryota; Viridiplantae; Streptophyta; Magnoliopsida; Solanales; Solanaceae
Product: cinnamoyl-CoA reductase 1-like
Exons: 6
Coding region: 64-1035 (323 amino acids)
Molecular function (GO): oxidoreductase activity, acting on the CH-OH group of donors, NAD or NADP as acceptor
Source: RefSeq, a predicted model, not a curated record
UCACACAGCUCGGAGCACUCGGACAGUUACAGCAGUGUGGUAGGUGAAAAGGAAGAGACAAAAAUGGCGACGAAAACAGUAUGUGUAACAGGAGCUUCAGGCUACAUAGCUUCAUGGUUAGUGAAGUUUCUGCUCCAGCGUGGUUAUACUGUUAAGGCCACUGUUCGUGAUCCCAAUGAUCCAAAGAAGACGGAUCACUUGACAUCACUUGAUGGAGCUAAGGAGAGACUCCACUUGUUCAAAGCAAACCUGCUCGAAGAAGGUGCCUUUGAUGCUGUGGUUGAUGGGUGUGAAGGUGUAUUUCAUACAGCAUCUCCUUUUUACCAUGCAGUCAAAGAUCCACAGGCAGAAUUAAUUGAUCCUGCACUGAAGGGGACACUUAAUGUUCUUGGAUCAGUUGCAAAGACACCAACAACUAGACGAGUGGUUUUGACAUCAUCUGUAGCAGCAGUUGCUUUCAAUGGAAAGCCACGAACCCCUGAAGUGGUAGUUGAUGAGACAUGGUGGUCGGAUCCUGACUUUUGCAGAGAAUCACAGCUCUGGUAUGUACUUUCGAAGACAUUGGCUGAGGAUGCUGCAUGGAAGUUUGUGAAAGAGAAAGCUAUCGAUAUGGUUACGAUAAACCCAGCAAUGGUUAUUGGCAGUUUGUUACAACCAACACUUAAUACAAGUUCUGGUGCCGUCUUACAACUGAUAAAUGGUGCUGAAACAUACCCAAAUGCUACAUUUGGAUGGGUUAAUGUGAAAGAUGUUGCCCUCGCGCAUAUUCUAGCAUUUGAAAACCCUUCAGCUAAUGGUAGAUAUUUAAUGGUUGAGGCAGUUGCACACUACUCUGAGUUAGUGAAGAUAUUACGCGAGCAUUAUCCCACAAUGAAGCUUCCAGAAAAGUGCGUCGAUGACAAGCCAUUUCCACCAAAGUACCAGGUUAACAUAGAAAGAGCAAUACAGUUGGGUGUUGAGUUCACUCCCUUGGCUGAAAGCGUCAAAGAAACUGUCAAAAGCUUGAAGGAGAAGAAGUUUUAUUCAGAUGCUUAGCCUCAAGUGUGAAUGAGUCUGCAAAUUUUAGUGAACAUGCUUCUGUAUUUUGAAGUUCACCAUCCCUUGGGAAACUUGAUCUAAAUAAGACAUUUUCUUAUUCGUGAUCCAAGAAUUUUAAUGUUGUAAACGCUUCAUGGAUGUGGUAGAAAUGGUUUGCAUCCCGUGUAUUGAUGAUUAUCUUGACCUGUUAAAGCUCCUUUUCAGCCUGGUUAUCUUUGGGAAUUCA